Olea europaea var. sylvestris is the source of this 1166-nucleotide messenger RNA. RefSeq lists its product as uncharacterized. The record is from RefSeq and is a predicted model, not a curated record. Gene Ontology annotation, molecular function: glycosyltransferase activity. The transcript has 2 exons. NCBI's taxonomy places the organism in Eukaryota, Viridiplantae, Streptophyta, Magnoliopsida, Lamiales, Oleaceae. The coding region runs from base 664 to 990 and encodes 108 amino acids. Gene Ontology annotation, cellular component: membrane.
CAAGAUAUCAGUUUCUGCAAUGAGCCGUUUGUUGAUGGGUACUUCCCUAUGAUGUAAUUUCAUUAGGAAGAAUAGGAACAUUAAUUGAACCACUUUUACCCUCAAUUCACAAAUUUUUUUAGACUUGUUCCUUAAAACGCCUCCUUGGUGCAAGCUCCUACGUGCUGGUUUACAAGUUACAUGAACUAUCAUGUCACUGUUAGGGGCUUAUGAAUCUUAAUUCUAGUAUGAAGGUUUGUGUCGUUUAGUUUAGCCCAACUUCCUCGUGAUCACAAGAUGCUACGCAUUAAGACAUUUGUUUCUUUAAUGAAUGUGGUUUUGAUCUAUAGGUUGCGUACUUUGCCUUGAUGUGUACAAUAAAUGUGUUUAUAUUGCUUACUGUAUAUUUCCUUCUAGUUUUUUUAUUCACUCACUAGUUCAGUUUUCCUGACAGAGGAAGUCUUUACCUGAAUUUUGGCGAGAUCGACAUGUUGUAAGUGUCUCUAUUGUUUAUUUCCCUUGUUUUCGGGCAUCUUGUAUCAGCUUACUGUAUUUGCACCUAAAGUAAUAGUUGACAUGCUAUACAUAUGGAUCAUCGUAUUUGCCCGAUCAAAUGCAACUCACAAGUUGUUAAGAUUGACUUCUGAGUAAGAGGUUUUCACUCUUUCUAUCAAUAAUUGCCACAUGCAGCCUUCUGAUAAUUCUAAGGAGCAUAACUGUAUACCAGAUGAACAUUAUGUUCAAACCUUGCUUGCACAAAAGGGUCUUGAAAGGGAAGUUACAAGGAGGACGUUGACUCAUACAGCUUGGGAUCUUUCCUCUUCCAGAGAACACGAAAGACGAGGAUGGCAUCCUAUAACUUACAAGUUAACUGAUGCUACUCCUGCACUUAUACAAUCCAUCAAGGUAAGAUAUAUUUUCCAUUGCUUAUAUGCUUAUUUUUCCGUUCCAAUACAUUUUAUGGUGAAAUUAGUCGAGCAUAAGCUUUCUGCUCAGUCUCUAAAUGGAUAGUAACUUGGGAUGCAUAUUGAGAUGCUUAACUUGACACAGUUGCUUGUUGAAUUAUUUACAUUAUUUUAAGGAAAAUAUAAAUGAAAACCCUGUGAGAUCAUCUAUAUGUCAUAAGAAAUAUUAGCUUUUGGCAGUAUUAAGAAAAAUCAGCUAAAAUCUUAUACAUUUUACUAUAC